UUAUUUUGACAAAAUGGUGAGAUUGUGAAAAUGAUAUGGGCUGGCUAUUGCUAGCUAAGAGCCAUCUCAUACUUUUCGCAGUCAGUCAGACACAGAUAGAUAAAAUAGAUAAAAUUCUUUCUCUCUUUAUCUAUUGUUCGUUAAUGGCGGUCUCAUCCCACUUCUUCUUCAUUUACUAACAACAUCAUCACCAUUACACAGAGAGAGAGAGAGAGAGAGAGAGAGAGAGAGGUAAAAAGGGUAAUGGGUCACCAUCACCACCACCACAGCUCCAGCGAUGGCAUAUCGCAGAGAGUCAGUAGUCCUCGUUUCUCGGGUCCAAUGACUCGCCGAGCCCACUCGUUCAAGCGCAACAACAACAGUGAAAACAACAUCAACAACAAUAGCACUAGCAAUAGCAACAACAAUAGUGGUACUAGUGGCGGUAGUGCUAACACCACUACUACCUUGCGUACCCACCAUGAAAUUGAUGUCCAUCUCAGCUCACCCAGAUCCGAGAUGGGCACCAGCCCGGUUUCCCUUGAUGGGUUUGACUCCACUUCUUCAGUUUUGGAAAGGAAGCACCUCCAUGUGAGUCACAGAGUAAACAUUCAUGGGAGUAGUGCUAGUAGUGUCAUCAAGGGGUUCUUGCUAAACAAAUCUGGGGUGGUGGAGUUGGGUUUUAGAGAAAAGAAGAAACUUGGGCAUUGGAUGUUCUUCUUGUUCUGUGGGAUGUGUGUCUUUCUGGGUCUUCUCAAGAUUUGUGCUACUGGUUGGUUUGGAUCUGCCAUUGAAAGUGCCACCUCUAAUCAGGAUUCAAUUGACUCCAUCACUGGUGGAAAUCUAAUAGAUCAAAGCUCUCAUGAAUAUGGAUAUAGGGAGGGAGGAAUUGAAGUCGAACGCACUCUAAUGACGGUAUCAUCAGGUGUAUUCAGCACUCAAAACGGCAUUGCUGAAUUCUCAAGUAUCUGGUCCAAACCCAAUAGUGAGAAUUUCACCCAAUGCAUCCACCGGACAAGAAAUCACAAAAAGCCAGAUGCGAAGACAAAUGGUUAUAUUAUUGUAAAUGCCAAUGGUGGCUUGAAUCAGAUGAGAUUUGGGAUUUGUGAUAUGGUUGCUGUUGCAAAGAUUAUGAAGGCCACACUUGUCCUCCCUUCACUUGAUCAUACCUCCUACUGGGCUGAUGAGAGUGGCUUUAAGGAUCUGUUUGAUUGGCAACACUUCAUUGAGACUUUGAAGGAUGAUAUCCACAUAGUUGAGAGAUUGCCACAUUCUUAUGUUGGGAUUGAGCCUUUCAACAAAACACCAAUAUCCUGGUCUAAGGUUACUUAUUAUAAGACCGAGGUUCUCCCACUUUUGAAGCAGCACAAAGUAAUCUAUUUAACCCAUACUGAUUCUCGGCUUGCUAACAAUGAGAUCCCAAGUUCCAUACAGAAGCUGAGGUGCCGUGCAAAUUACGAGGCAUUAAAAUAUGCGGCUCCAAUAGAAGCCCAUGGAAACUCCUUGGUUUCUAGAAUGCGACAGAAUGGAAGUCCAUAUCUUGCUCUCCAUUUGAGGUAUGAGAAGGAUAUGCUUGCAUUUACAGGAUGCAGUCAUAAUUUGACUGUAGAAGAAGAUGAGGAGCUACGGAGGAUGCGGUAUGAAGUCAGCCACUGGAAGGAGAAAGAGAUUAAUGGGACAGAAAGAAGGUUGCUUGGUGGCUGCCCAUUGACUCCUAGGGAGACAUCUCUUUUGCUUAGGGGUCUUGGUUUUCCAUCCAGCACCAGGAUUUACUUGGUAGCUGGUGAAGCUUAUGGUAAUGGAACUAUGCAAUAUCUUGAGGAUGACUUCCCCUACAUCUUCUCCCAUUCCACUCUCUCUAGAGAGGAAGAGUUGAGUCCUUUCAAGAAUCACCAAAACAUGCUGGCUGGUAUAGAUUAUGUUGUUGCCCUCCAGAGUGAUGUGUUUGUUUAUACUUAUGAUGGCAAUAUGGCAAAGGCAGUUCAAGGUCAUAGGCGCUUUGAGCACUUUAAGAAGACAAUCAAUCCUGACAAGAUGCAUUUCGUAAACCUUGUUGAUGAGCUUGACGAAGGAAAAAUCUCCUGGAAGAAAUUUAGUUCCAAAGUCAAAAAGCUUCACAAAGACCAUGAUGGAGCACCGUACUUUAGGGAAUCUGGAGAGUUUCCAAAGUUGGAGGAAAGUUUUUAUGCGAAUCCCCUUCCAGGAUGUAUUUGUGAAACAAGAAAUAAAAAAUAAAAGCUAAAUCAACAGAUUUUGUCAUCAUGUUUCACUGUGUUCAGCUGCAUGCAAAAGAGAUCAAAUGGCAUGCUGCCGUUACUUCAGCUUUAUUGUCUUCGGGAACAACAGUCUUAAAUUUCCAAAAUCAGGAGAGAAUCAGCUUGUUAGAUAGAAGACGCUCCUACUUAUAUGAGGAAAAAUCCUUGGUUUAGAUAGAACUGAUACAAUGAAUUCUGAUCGCAGACAAUAGCAAGGGCGACUGUGGACAGGUCAGAUUUAUAUUUCUCAAGAUAUAAAAAUUUAAAAGGGAAACAUUUAUACAAUGUAUUGAAACUUCUCUCAAUCUCUAUCACACCACACGCUUCAAAAAACAAUUGAAAUUUCCUUUUUUUUUGGGGGGUGGGGAUGGGGGACUUGGGGAGUAGCGAUAGCUUGCAUAUACUCCGAUUUUGUAACUUGGAUAAUUAAUGGGAUACAAGUGAAUACUGAAUGGAUUGAUUAUUUCAAGAUAUCAAUAAUAAGAAAAAUGUGAUUUUAAAGCUUUCA
Quercus robur (English oak) is the source of this 2742-nucleotide messenger RNA. Its product is annotated as O-fucosyltransferase 35. NCBI's taxonomy places the organism in Eukaryota, Viridiplantae, Streptophyta, Magnoliopsida, Fagales, Fagaceae. The record is from RefSeq and is a predicted model, not a curated record. The coding region runs from base 244 to 2214 and encodes 656 amino acids. The transcript is spliced from 9 exons. Gene Ontology annotation, cellular component: chloroplast; cytoplasm; Golgi apparatus.